CCGCACGCCCGAAGCCGCCACCCCCCGCCCUCCCCCGCCGAGCCCAAGAGAGAAUCGGAGACCACGGCCCGGCCAGCUCCUCCCCGACCCCGCGCCCUCCUCGCUACUACAUGGCAGCUCCGCGUCUCCACGGCCAAUCCGACUCCGAGACCCUCAAGAACAACCCCUGCUUCUGCUUCUGCUUCUCCUGCCCCUGUCCUCAGCCGCGCGCCGCGCAUCUCGAUUCCGCCGCCGCCGCUGCCCCCGCCCGCGCCCGCUCCUGAUUGGGCCCUCGCGUGCGCCGCGUCCUGACUCCUGACCGACUGUCGCUGCGCGGGUUCUUGCGCGGUGCCGGUGGUUUCUUGCUGCGAUUCUUCCUAGGACGCCGUCCGUUUCUUGAUUCCGGUUUCUUGCUGCCGCGCGGCCUCGCCAUGGGGAGGAGCAAGAAGAGCAAGGCCCGCGGCGCCGGAGGGGACGACCUUCUGGACAGCAGCGACGCCGACAGCGUGGGCUCGUCGUCCACCGCGCUCUCAGAUCUCUCCAUCUCGUACGCCACCGAGAACGUCAACUCGCACGAGUUUGUUCUCGACAAGUACAUCGACGCUCUCUACGAGAAGAGGGGGUCUACAAGAGAGGCAGCGUUGGCUUCGUUGGUUGAUGCUUUCGAAAGUUUUAUGCUUGGUGGUCUUGUUGAGAACAAAUAUGCCACUCUACUGAGUCUAUUCAAUACUUCGAUCAAGAAGGGAUCUACCAAGGAGGCUUGCCUGGCAUCUCGCGCCAUUGGGCUACUGUCUAUUACACUUGGUGCUGGCAGUAGCUCACAUGAAACAAUGGUAGAAUCACAUCCACAGCUUUCUAAGGUCCUUCAAACCUGGUCGGAUGCUUCAAAGAUGAUCUCUGCUCUUGACUGCUUGGCCGUCGUCACAUUUGUUGGUGCAACUGAUCUGGCUGAAACAGAGGUAUCUUUGAAAGCCAUGUGGGAUGUGAUUCAUCCAAAAUCAGGUUCAAAUGUCGGUACUGUCCGGAAACCAAGGCCACCUGUGUUAGCAGCUGCUCUAUCUGCAUGGACUUUUCUGCUAACAACUAUUGGUUCAUGGCGGAUAAACACUGAUAGCUGGAAGGAGCCAAUUGCGUUUCUCUCUACUCUUCUAGGAGCAGAGGAUCGUGCUGUUCGGAUGGCUGCUGGUGAAGCAUUAGCUUUGUGCUUUGAGUUAAAUCUACUUGAUAUCUCCCCUUCUGAAGAUGCUGAUGAUGACACUGGAGUACCUGGUAGCUCUAAGGGCAAACUUUUCCUGGACAUGCAAGCAUUGAAAGCCAAGAUAGCCGGUCUUGCCUCAAAUCUCUCUGCAGAGGCAGGGGGCAAAGGUGCAGACAAGAAAAAUCUUUCUGACCAAAGAGAUCUGUUUCAACGGAUUUUGGAUUUUGUCAAGUAUGGCAAGUGCCCUGAAGAAUCAAUGAAGAUUGCUGGAAAACGUGAUGUUUUAAGGGUUGCAUCAUGGUCUGAAUUGAUUCAGUUAAACUUCUUCAAACGAUUCCUUGGGAGAGGCUUCCUGAAGCAUGUGCAGGACAAUGGACUUCUUCAAGAUAUCUUCAACAUCAAGGCUGACAAGGCUGAAACGCUGUCAUCGAAUGACAAGAUUCCUGAACUUGAGAAAUUGCAAAAACACCUGCAGAAGAUCUUUAGAUCUGGAGAAGAGAAAGGAAGAGCUCUGAAGCUGAACAAGGAUCGUCGUUUAGCACAGGAGAGGAAGAACGCUGGCAUGUUUGACGAGUAACAAGAAAGGAAACAAAACCUCAUCGGACCGUCAUUGUACUCCUUUUGAGCUGGAAUUUAUUUAUAUCUGUGUGAACAACUACAUGCAGAAUGUCCUAGAGUUUGCUCUCCUUGACUGUCGUCUAAUUAUGAUUAUGAUGGCUUGCUGUACUUGAGAAAUACUUGGCCGAAAUGAUUACUGCUGUUAUUAUAAUGUCCCAUGUGCGUUUACUUGUGAA
Molecule: messenger RNA, 1971 nt
Organism: Triticum urartu
Lineage: Eukaryota; Viridiplantae; Streptophyta; Magnoliopsida; Poales; Poaceae
Gene: SAT32
Product: interferon-related developmental regulator family protein / IFRD protein family
Source: RefSeq, a predicted model, not a curated record